AUGAGCUCUGCACCAGACGCACAGCCGGUGCAGGAGACUUCUUCCGCUUCUGCUUCUGCGCUGCGCCAGCGCCACGGAGCCACUUCAGAACCAGCCGAGGCGGCUGUCAGGUCAGAUGAUAUCCUGAAGCCCAAAAAGACGUACGGCCGGACACCGGAUGGCACAGUCUUCACUGUCCCGACGACCCAUGACAUGGUGUCGCAGCUGCUGGACCCCCGCCAGCCAAAGAAUCUCUCGGACGUGACGGUGCUGGUCAUCAUCGGCCUGCACAUCCUGGCGGCCUACCUGCUGCCGGCGGGCCUGAAGCGUCCCGUGUUCGCGGCCAUCUUCAUCUUCUGGCGGGCGUCGUACAACAUUGGCAUCGGCAGCCUGCUGACGGUGCAGUCCAAGUACCGGCUGCUCGUGCAGUGGGCCAAGCGGUGGCGACUGUUCGAGAACCCGGCCACGGGCAAGAACCCCCGGCCGUGGCUGUACCGGCUCUUGAAGCAGGAGCUCGAGACCAAGAUCCCGGAGGACUAUACGUUUGAGAAGGCACCCGUCGAGUACAACACCUGGCUCGUCUUCCGGCGGGUCGUCGACCUGAUCCUGAUGUGUGACUUUGUGUCUUACUGCCUGUUUGCCGUCGUGUGCGGCCACCGACCCGAGGGCGAGAGCCUGACCAUGGCUGUGGCCCGCUGGGGUGCCGGCAUCGCCUUGGUCGGCUUCAAUCUCUGGGUCAAGCUGGACGCCCACCGGGUCGUCAAGGACUUUGCCUGGUACUGGGGCGACUUUUUCUACCUCAUCGACCAGGAGCUGACCUUUGACGGCGUCUUCGAGAUGGCUCCUCAUCCCAUGUACUCCAUCGGCUAUGCCGGCUACUACGGCAUCUCCAUGAUGGCCGCCAGCUACGACGUGCUGUUCAUCUCCAUUGCCGCCCACCUGACCCAGCUCAUCUUCCUGGCCGUGGUUGAGAACCCGCACAUUGAGAAGACGUACAACCCGCCACAGCCGCGUGCUCGCGCCGACUCGGACUUCAUCGGAGAGCUGCAGCAGCAGCAGCAACAACAGCAACAGGAGCAGCUGGCCACUGCUGACGAACCCCUGGCAGCUGUACACGGCCUGUGGGGUAUUGCCAACUUCGACAUGUUCCGCAUCACGGACUACUCCGUCAUCCUGCUGGGCGCCUACGUGCUGACGCUGGCAUUUGUCACGCCGGCCACGCCGCUCUGGCAGGGCCUCUUCUUCGCGCAUGCCGUGGCCUGGCGUCUGUGGUACAACAUCGGCCUGGGCGCCAUCCUGCGUGGACAGUCGAGCGAGAAGCAGCUCACCCGGCACUUUCUCAAGUUCGGCGACACGGCUGGCGAGGCCUGGCGCCAGUGGAAGGGCAUGUACCACGUCAGCAUGGCCUUGUGCCACGUGUCUUUUGUGGCGGCCUGCUGGAAGAUGUACUCGCCGCCGGCCGACUGGCACUAUGGCUGGGCGAUUCUGAAGCACGUUUUGGGCAGCUGCCUGGUGGCACUCCAAAUGUGGACGGCCGUCAGCAUCUACGACGAGCUCGGCGAGUUCGGAUGGUUCUACGGCGACUUCUUCUUCGAUAGCACCGGCAAGCUGACGUACAAGUCCAUCUAUCGCUACCUGAACAACCCGGAGCGCGUGAUCGGCACGGCCGGGCUCUGGGGCGCGGCGCUGAUCACCUGGAGCCGGUCGAUCUUCGUGCUGGCCAUGAUUAGUCAGCUUUUGAUGCUAGCCUUCCUCGAGUACGUGGAGAAGCCGCACAUGCAGAAGAUCUACGGACGCAAGCUACGGGGCGAGGCUGGCCUGACCAAGUUCAUCCGCAAGUCGCUGCCGCCCCCAGUCAAGGAGUGGCAGCAGAGCGUCGACCGGGUGCUGGACGAGACGCGCCACUUUGUCGAGGAGUUUGUCGACGCCGCACGGCCGAAGCUGGCUGCCGGCGUGUCUACCAUGGUCCGCGACACGACCGCGCUCUUCAACAAGUAUCCGGCGCGCCUGACGACAACCCGUCUAUCGCCCGACCUGGCCGGCUUCGAUCCCAAGUACUACAGCCUCUCGGUCGAGGGCGCCAACGGCAGCGAUGGCACCAAGCCGGUGGUGCUGCCGUUUGGCGCACCCAUCCGGGUGCGGUGGACGGCGCCGGUGCAGCACAAGAAGAAAGACUGGGUGGGCCUAUACAUGGUGACGGACAACCGGUCACGCGAGGUGACGGAGGUGCCGUCGCUGGGCCGCUGGGUACCGACGUGUCCGGGAGUCUACGACACGGCCAUUGACCGGGGCAUCGUGUCGUCGGACGAGCCGCUGAAGGAGAGUGGCCGCGAAGAAGACGGUGCAGACGAGCAGGCGCCGGCACGCGUCGGUGGCGAGAUGGUCUUUGAGGGCGACCAGCUCUGGUGGACCCAGGGCGUGUUUGAGUUCCGCUACCACCACGACGGCAACCACAGCGUGAUGGCGAUCUCGCAGCCGUUUGAGGUGCGCAUCGACCGAUUCGACAACGACGAGGACGUCGGCAGCAGCAGUGCCACCAGCAUCACGAGCGACAAGGACGGCCUGUUUGAGCGGGCUGUCGAGGCGGCGCUGCUGCCGAUGGUGCAGAACUGCUUCGACCGCGACCCCGACAUUGCGCCGACGACGGCCGACGAGCUGUUUGGCGAGCAUGUGGAGCGCGACUCCAAGUACGCCCGCCGCGUCGUCUAUGCCAUCCAGCACAUGUUCGGCAUCGAGUUUGCGCCGGCUGUGGUGCCGGCCGAUGCCACUGUGCGCAAGCUGGCAUACCGUAUAUGCAAUGCCAAGCAGGUUCUUCAUGUCGCCCUCGCGGCAGUGAUGGGAGGCGGGACGGUCCAGCCAGACGUGUUGGCCCAAGUGACGGCCAUGUCAGAUUGCAUCGAAUUCCGAGCGCCGGCCGUUGUCGAAUGGGAGAGCGAGGGCGAGCGGAUAUGUCUGGCGGAUGCGGAUCCGCGGAGUGCGCGGGUGACGUUUGAGGGUCGUCUCCACGAGGACGCGACCGCGUGCAGCUUCUUCCAGCUGCACAUUCCCGUGCGUCUGCGAGGUGUGACGCGCGACACGACGAUCCUGAUGCCGCUGUACCCGGAUGCAAUCGACUCGUUGGAGCCGGAGCGAUUUCCAGCGCCGGCGCCGGCGGCCGUCGACAAGAAGCUGCGCGGCAGCUGUGUGUGUCUGCGGUUCCGGCUGCGACGCCCAAUACCCAUCAUCGUGCCGAUAACCGCAGCCAUGCCACUGCGGCCGUUUCGUCGUCCGACCGGCGACGUGCUCGACCGGCUGCGCUCGCUUGUCCACGUCACCGCGCUGGACGUGUACGUGCCCGAUCUCGAGCUGUCGAGCGCCAAGCUGCAGGCCAUUCAGACGCGUCUGGCCGCACUCCAGACAGUCCAGCGGGCAUCAUCCCGGACGCGGUCCCGGCCACCAUCACACGACCUGCGUUGCCUCUUUGACGGCACCGGUGGCAAGAUUGUCGACCGCCUCGACGACAGCCCACCGGCCUACGACCAGAUCGGACCGCCGCCACCGCUGGCCCCAAUCGUCGAGCCCGAUCGGAAGCCAGUCCCCCCGUCCGACCACAAGGCCGAACUCGAGCCAGCAGGCUACAGGAAGCGUCGCCGUCGCGAGCGCGACUCGCCACCCCCUGACGACAUCGACAGCCGGCUCGCUGCCAUCUGGGCCGAGCUGCGCCGGAAAGACGACCGGAUCGAGCAGCUCGAGGCCCGGGUGCAGCAGCUAGAACACGACCGAGAGGAGGGGGCGGAAGAGACGGCGACACUCCGUCGCGAGCUCGACAAGGCCGUGGCCGCCAACGAAGAGCUCGAGGGCCAGCUGCUCUUGACGGGCGAGAGACUCGACGGCUUGGUCGACGAGGUGGCGUACAUUCAGGAAAACGGGCUAGACAGCGAGGUGGAAGACCGGAUCGUCGAGACGGUCACCGACUGUGUUUUUGAACAGAUCUCUGAGAAUGCCACCGUUACAUUUACAAGAACAUGA
Grosmannia clavigera kw1407 is the source of this 3987-nucleotide messenger RNA. RefSeq names its product phosphatidylethanolamine methyltransferase. The transcript is spliced from 4 exons. Bases 1 to 3987 code for a protein of 1328 amino acids. NCBI's taxonomy places the organism in Eukaryota, Fungi, Ascomycota, Sordariomycetes, Ophiostomatales, Ophiostomataceae. The record is from RefSeq and is a predicted model, not a curated record. Gene Ontology annotation, biological process: phosphatidylcholine biosynthetic process. Gene Ontology annotation, molecular function: phosphatidylethanolamine N-methyltransferase activity.